Messenger RNA from Rotaria sp. Silwood1, 726 nucleotides. Lineage: Eukaryota; Metazoa; Rotifera; Eurotatoria; Philodinida; Philodinidae. The record is from the annotation of a GenBank genome assembly.
AUGUAUAAAUCAUAUCAAUCAACAUGUCCAGCAACAAAUAGAUUUCUUAAAAAAAGAUGGGACGAUAAAUAUUAUAGUGAUCAUCGAAUAUUGGUACGUGAUGCUCAACCAUGUGUUGAUGCACGUCCUCCACAAACUUUUCUACAUCUUCAUAUGAAAUAUAAAAAAUUUCAAUUGGAAGAAGAACGUCGAGCAAUAAUUGAACGUGAUAAUCGUAUAUUAUUAGAAAAAGUGUCACAUAUUAUGAAAACAAAAGGAUCUGUUGAUAGUUAUCAUCAUCAAUAUGAAUUAAAAAGUCUUAAUCAAGGAAAACGUCGACAAGAAUUAUUAAAAGUUUCAAAAGAAAAUGCAAAUAUUAUGAAAAGACUUAUACAACAAAAACUUGAUAUUAAUAGAGAAAAUUGGAAAGAUAAUUGGGCUAAAAAUUCAGUCUAUUUUGAUAAUAUUGCUAAAUAUGAUAUUGAUUGGUUUAUUUCUAAAGUAAAUAAAAGAAUUUAUUUCAGAUUUAUUUUUAAAUAGUUCAUUUAGAUUUAAUCACAAACUAAUAUAUAUUGAUUUAAUUCGUUUGAAUAGUCAAACGAUAUAUACAAUUCAUUAGUAAGAGCACUUAUCAAACAACAUUUUACAUUUACAAUUAACAUCUUUCACCCUUUGGUUACGAGGCCAGGCAUCUAUACGUGUUGGGCUUGUGAUCGAACUACUUCUCUUACAGUUUUGACUUUUUCG